AUGGUCCACACGUUUCUGCUCUUUCUCCGUCUUCUAGAGUACAGAGGCCUUUUGCAAAACAGACUGCGACAUUUGGACAAUGACCAGUUGUCGUCCCCAGAUGCGGACCUCUCCUUUGACCUCUCGGGCCCGCCUGCCGUAGCCAGCGACCGCCGCUACUCCAACAACUCAGAGCGCACAGACAUGCGCCAAGUUGUCGCUGAUCUCGCCCGCCGCUGGGAACAGCAUGACUCCCUCACACGCCGGGAGAUUUUUGGCCAAGAGCCGUUGACAGAUGCACACAAUUCGAGUGCCAUUGAGUAUGAGAACCAGAGUGCCAUUGAGUUUGAGAACCAGAGUGCAAUCGAGUCCGAGAACCAGAGUGCCAUUGGCCAGAGCGCAAGUCAAUGUCUGCAGAGUGACAACACGAGCGUUGAUGACGAUUCCACUUCUCACUCUCCGUCUCACUCUCCGUCUCAUUCUCCGUCUCACUCUUCUUACUCUUCUCACUCUUCUCACUCUCAAGACUCCAGUUUCCACGAAUCCCACGAUUCCGGAAACGGCGGCGUCUACGACCCCUACCGCCCGGCGCUCUCGCGCCUUGUGCCCGGAGACGCAAUGCGGCUUGUCGCUCUUCCGCCCGCAGCCAAGUUCCGUGAUCUGGUUCGGCUUGUGCCUGUGGGCGCUACUCUUGUGCACGGCUUGGAAUCGUCACGGCGCUACAAAAAUAACUUGGCCGGCGUCCUUGAAAACAUGCUUGUGGUGGCCUGCUGCUCCGAGAUAAUGAUGUACGACCUAGACCAUCUCCACAUGCCCAAUAAGAGUCCACGUCUCCGCUUUGAUACUCGACCUGCGUUCACGUCCACGGCGGCCCGGGUCAUUCUGACCUGGCCCCAUUUCCCCCAUACAAUCAAUGCGCUCAAAGUCUGCUCCUCAUGGGUCGACGGGCCUGCUGUGGGUGUUUGUGUGGAUGACGGAUCUGUGCUAGUGUGGAACGCCAAAACGCUCUAUCGCGAGAUGGAGCGAAACAAAUCUGGAAGGCUCUUUGGCUUGCGGCUUGCACCGGAUUUCUCUUUACAGGUGGAUGCGUCGGCCUGGGGCCUAGACUUUGCAUCUGCGUGCGAUGAACACGGCUCUUUGCACCAUGUGGUUGUGGUUUCGGCCAACUCGCAGAAAGUGACGCUACUCUACUCCGAGGGCAAUGGGAAGUUUGCGCAUGUUUCGAUGGAGGCUCUUCUGCACAAUAUCCCAGAUGUGUCGGUAGUGAAGUAUCGCAUUCACGAGGGAAAGCAUCGGGUGAAAGUGUGUGCAACGUCUAUUCUGGGAGAGUUGGUGAUUUUGGAGUUUGGGUUCGAGCGGAAGAAGGUUGAUGAGAGUGAGAGUGAAGGAAACGAAACUGAAGACGUCGAACGUGGCCCUGAUAACCACGGUGAAAGCACCACAAGUCAAGACUCUCAUGACCCUCUGUUCUCCAAUGUUGAACUGACGGUCUUUUUUUCCACGCCCAAACUCAUCCGCCAAACACAGCUACCUGCGGACGGCUGGACAUGCAAGCCCAUUGCUGCACGUUACUUCAAGCCCGUCCAAUCUCUCCGGGCAAUGACUGGUGAUCCGUCUAUCGUUGAGGAAACAGAAAUGUCCCAUAUUCUUGCUGAGCUGCGUAUAGUGAAUAUGACUGCUGAUCCAGUAACGACAUCUCAUGUCGGAGGCGCUGCCCGCUGGCAGUUUUUUGGUUCGCCAGUUCUCACCUUCUCCCCAGAUGACACCGAGGCCAAACUUGUCGACGCCCAAGUUGACUACAACCACAUGCGUAUGGCCUAUGAACUUCAGUGUCGCAACAUCGGAACUUCAUCCAAGUACUCUGUCACAGACUCCCCAGAUGACGUUUUUAUUGCGAUUUCUACAGACACUCGGCUUGGGCUCAUGCGGGAGGAUUCUCUCUUCUGCCAUGCAGCAACCAAACGGCUCUUCACCCUUGACAUUCCGCAAAACGAGGACACACGCUGGUGUGACCGGCUUCUGAUUACACUCCUCAUCCCUGAUCUUCUGUGCUUUGUCGCUGCUUCGCAGUCGGGCUUGGUGUCUAUAAUGCGGCUCUGCCAACACCGUGGUCUUUACGGUAUGCGACAGGAACACGUUUUUCCGAAUGCCCUCAGCCUUGUGGUGGCCGAACACAGUUUACGUACUCUCAUAGGCCUUUGUUGCCGAAACACUUCGCCCAGCUCGGAGUAUCCGCGGUUCCACCUUUAUGUGGUCUAUUCUGACGGUCUUGUGCUCACAUACGAGCUUACUGCUGAGAUAUAG
Molecule: messenger RNA, 2283 nt
Organism: Clavispora lusitaniae ATCC 42720
Lineage: Eukaryota; Fungi; Ascomycota; Pichiomycetes; Serinales; Metschnikowiaceae
Source: RefSeq, a predicted model, not a curated record